Messenger RNA from Microdochium trichocladiopsis, 647 nucleotides. RefSeq lists its product as uncharacterized. Bases 109 to 270 code for a protein of 53 amino acids. The transcript has a single exon. NCBI's taxonomy places the organism in Eukaryota, Fungi, Ascomycota, Sordariomycetes, Xylariales, Microdochiaceae. The record is from RefSeq and is a predicted model, not a curated record.
UGCUGCGGCUUCCGGGGAGAGUGCAACGGGAGGAGGUGGUUGCGCUGUGGGGAGGCCGCUGAUUGCUCGUGCGGCGGGUUCUGGGCGUGCUGGGCCGUGGCGGAGGCCAUGCUGGGCCAGCGGCGGCAGGCGAUUGGCGGGAGCUGGUGCUGCUGCUGCGCUGCAACAGGACCAAGUGUGCGGGUAACACCCGUACCCCAGGGGGGACUGCGCUGCCAGCUAACACUGUCACUCGAGUGUUAUCUCCCCUUCUUCCUUGGUUGGGCGUAAGGCUUAUGACACAACCGUGUGCUGGGCGUGAGCACUGCCGCGUUCCUUGCCGCUGCUGCUCGCGUGAGGGGAGUACAAGCUCACCUGUGUGGUGCUAGGACCUGUGCCACCACCUAGGAAGGACUACCCGCCAGGCUGGUUGUUGUGUUGUCUAUAGUUCUGCCCGUGCAGAGAGGCGUGGUGCUAAGUCUUGAACCGCAGGCGAGGGGGGUUGGCAAGCGCAGAAGAAAUGGCUGGCGGCUGUGUCGAGGCAGUGAGGGGUGAGCGGGCGAGUUCUUUGUGCCAGGAAGGACCAGGGAGCGGGACGCCUUGGCGAGCGACGGCAGACCCGGGUUGAUAGCAGACGGACACCAACAGAGGUCAAGAAAAUCGGCAGC